AUGAAAUUAGCAUUAAUUAUGGAUUUAAAUGUCUCAAUUGUUACACUUGUGUUUUUUGUAUUUGUCUCAAUUUAUCUAAGCAAUGCUCAAAUCGCGUACCAAACUGGCACAGGAUGCGUAAUUACAGGUGGAAAGUUUUACUCGCAUGGUCGUUUUAUUAGAAAUUUAACUAACGCUGAAAUUAGCCAAGUUGAACGUUAUAAGAAGCAAAUGGCUGAAUUUCAAAGAAAAGUUCUGCAAACUCUGAACAAAGGAUUUGGAAAGUCAGAAAAUGAUACAUUAUCUUUGCCACAAAAUACUUCAUUUAAUUCACUUGACUUAUCUCAACGACCUGUAAUACCUUCCUUCUGUUACGGCAAAGAUGCCAUACUUUACGUUUUUUCUGGAUGUUCCGUUCAGAAUUACAAAUUAUAUGUCGGUCAAGAAUUUGUUCGGGAUGUGACAUCAUUGGAACGCAUAGAAUUAGAAAAAUAUGCAGAGGAAUUUAUCAACAUGUCACGUAUGAAUCAACAAGAUGUAAAUUCCAUACCAGAUGCAAAAACACCACCGACAACAAUAGCACCACCUACCAUUCCACCAAGUCUCGAUUUCUGCUCUGAACUCUAA
This is a messenger RNA of Thelazia callipaeda (thelaziosis nematode), 606 nucleotides long. The record is from the annotation of a GenBank genome assembly. Lineage: Eukaryota; Metazoa; Nematoda; Chromadorea; Rhabditida; Thelaziidae.